Messenger RNA from Anopheles moucheti, 3822 nucleotides. RefSeq names its product myosin-G heavy chain-like. Gene Ontology annotation, molecular function: ATP binding; actin filament binding; cytoskeletal motor activity. Gene Ontology annotation, biological process: vesicle transport along actin filament; actin filament organization. Lineage: Eukaryota; Metazoa; Arthropoda; Insecta; Diptera; Culicidae. Gene Ontology annotation, cellular component: cytoplasm; vesicle; myosin complex. The record is from RefSeq and is a predicted model, not a curated record.
GCAUCCCCGAGCAAGAUGGCCACCCUGGGCCUGUCGAAGGUAUUCAUCCUGGACAAGUACUUUACCGAGUUGCAAAAGUUUUGGGAAACGGAGAAAAAGCUGCAAGAUGCAUCUUCAUCGAACGAAGCCGUCCACCUGCAGCAAAGACUGAAGAGCCUCAGCUCGGAGUUGGUGACGCUGAGGAACCGACUGCACACCGGCGGACAGCCCACGGGGACCGGACCCAAUGGUGGCAGUGUCCCGGUUGGAGGUGGUACAGUAGUAUCACCAACAUCGGCACCAAAUACUAACAACACCGGAUCGAACCACCAUGUUGGAACGCAUGGUUCGGCUGGUCUGGCGACGCACGCGAACAACGCGUCCAGUAACAACGGUCUCAUAACGACCACGGUCGGAGCCAACGGGAUCAAUGUGCUACCACAUCUUGCCACCGGGUGCCCCAACAGCACCGGCAACACUAACAACAACAGCAACUCCACCAACAGCGCUACCAAUAAUGCUAAGAACCACAUGCUAGUGACGAGUGCAACCCAGUGCAUACCUGCGAACCAGCCGGGCAACAAUCUGAACGCCUCGCAACCUAACGUCAACGUCUUGCCAAUCGUUUCACCAAGAAAUACCUCAAUCCCGUACCCUUUGCCACAUCACAAUGUCAGCAGCGGCACAAUGCUUCACGGAGAUACGAUACCGUGCGGUGGAACGCUACCGAGGCGUACGGCAAUGGGCUUCAGUGGCAACUCGGUGCAGUACAACGUGGGUGGACAUACUGGCAGCGGUGGACUUGGUACGAUCGUCUCACCUAGCGGCGGUGGAACCGGGACACUGCUAGCUGGUAGUGGGCCAACCACGGCCCAUUUCCGCGACCGACAGGAGGGCACGGGUACUAACGAGAUGGACGAUCUGAUACAUCUGCCUGGACCGCUUACCGAAGAUGCCGUCAUGCGUACUUUGCACAAUCGCUUCAACGAUGGGAAAUAUUUCACCAACGUUGGCCCGAUACUGUUGUCUGUCAAUCCUUACCACGAUGUUGGCAACCCACUGACCCUAUCUUCCACCCGCUCCGUUCCUCUUGCCCCUCAGCUAAGAAAAAUCGUCCAAGAAGCCGUUCGGCAGCAGGCGGAAACGGGUUACCCGCAGGCGAUUAUUCUCUCUGGUACUUCCGGCUCGGGAAAGACACACUGUUCGAUGUUGCUGCUGAGACAGCUGUUCGCGGUGGCAGGCGGUGGACCAGAGACCGACGCGUUCAAACAUCUGGCCGCAGCCUUCACUGUGCUGCGUUCGCUUGGAUCUGCCAAAACCACCACCAAUUCAGAAUCAAGCAGAAUUGGACAAUUUAUUGAAGUACAGGUGACUGACGGGGCACUGUAUCGCACCAAGAUUCAUUGUUAUUUCCUGGAUCAGACGCGCGUCAUCCGACCGUUGCCGAAUGAGAAAAAUUACCACAUCUUCUACCAAAUGCUGGCAGGAUUAAACGCCGAUGAGUGUGCACGGCUCAACUUGGAAGGAUACUCGCCGGCAAAUUUACGCUAUCUUCAGCAUGGUGACAUCCGGCAGGAUGAGCAGGAGGACGCGGCACGAUUCCAAGCGUGGAAAGCGUGUCUUGGCAUUCUCGGUAUACCAUUCUUGGAUGUUGUACGUGUGCUAGCAGCCGUUUUGCUCUUAGGCAAUGUGCAGUUCAUCGAUGGACAGGGUCUCGAAGUGGAAGUUGUUGGAGAGACGGAACUGAACGCCGUUGCAAAUUUGUUGGGAGUUCCUCCCGCCCAACUGUUUCGCGGCCUAACGACUCGCACGCAUAACGCCCGCGGACAGCUUAUCAAAUCGGUUUGUGAUGCCAACAUGUCGAACAUGACGCGAGAUUGCUUAGCAAAGGCACUCUACUGUAGGACAGUAGCGACGAUUGUACGCAGAGCGAACAGUUUGAAGCGGCUUGGUUCAACACUUGGCACGCUCAGCUCGGACAGCAACGAAUCGGUGCACAAUCAAGCAGAAGUGGCAAGUCAGCAUGCGUCCACGAUUGGCGGAAACGCAGGUUCGAAGUCUAUGGCCGCUCUAAACAAUGCAGUACGACAUGCAACAGAUGGAUUUAUCGGAAUAUUGGACAUGUUUGGUUUCGAGGAGCCACGACCAGCACAGCUUGAACACCUUUGCAUCAACCUUUGUGCGGAAACUAUGCAACACUUCUACAACACCCACAUCUUCAAGAGUUCCGUUGAAUCAUGUCGCGAGGAAGGCAUCAUCUGCGACACGGAGGUAGACUACGUGGACAACGUUCCUUGCAUCGAUCUCAUCUCAUCGUUGCGCACCGGUCUGCUGAGUAUGCUGGAUGCUGAGUGUUCGGUGCGUGGGACGGCGGAAAGCUAUGUCGCCAAGAUCAAGGUGCAGCACCGGAACUCGGCCCGGCUGGAACAGCGUGCCCUGGAACCGUACGAUCCACGACUGUUUGCCAUUCGACACUUUGCGGGACGCGUUGAGUAUGACACCACAGACUUCCUCGACACAAACCGGGACGUGGUGCCGGACGAUCUGGUAUCCGUGUUCUACAAACACACGUGCAACUUUGGUUUCGCCACACAUCUAUUCGGUACCGAGCUGAAAGCGUUGUACGCCCAGGAAAAUGGGCCGCGAGGUCUAAGCUUUCGCAUUGCACCCACCUCCCAUACGGAUCUUCUGAAUGGAGAUGAACCAGUUUCCACGCUGACCCAAGACUUCCACACACGGUUGGAUAAUCUGCUUCGAACGUUGGUUCAUGCGAGACCACAUUUUGUUCGCUGUAUUCGCAGCAACACGGCCGAAAAAGGUGGUAUGUUUGACCGAGGUGCAGUCGUCCGUCAGAUUCGUGCGCUGCAGGUACUGGAAACGGUUAACCUGAUGGCGAGUGGUUUUCCGCACCGGAUGCGCUUCAAACAGUUCACCGCCCGCUACCGUAUGUUGGCACCGUUCCGACUGCUUCGACGCUGUGAAGAGAAAGCCCUGGAGGACUGCAAGGUGAUCCUGGAUUUCGCACUUGAAAACCCGCCCGAGUUAGAUGGCUCGGUAACGCUGUCGUGGGCCCCCGGUAAACGCCAUAUCUUCCUGAGUGAAGGCAUCCGCCAGCACCUGGAACGGUUGCGUACGGAGGUGCGCAUGAAGAGUGCCACCUUGAUUCAGGCUACGUGGCGUGGAUGGAAUCUGCGCAAACGGCUCGGUACGAUAAGACGGACCCACGACAUACAGCUAAUGGGUGGGGCACUGAUGUCGAUCAACAAAGCUUCCGGUAAGUACAGUUCUGUCCUUGAUAGACAUCGCAACAAGGUCCCAAUGGUCACGCUGGUUUUGUCCUCAGGUGCUCGCACAGGAAAUGUUUCGCAUGCAAACGCGAACAAUACGGGAACGGCUACGAGACCGCGGCCGCAACCGAUCGCUGGUACGCCACCACCUGAUCCAAACGAAAAGUGUGAUUCAAAGAUCAUCGCACAGACCUGCACGCUCUUUGGGUUGGAUUUGGAACGACCUCCACCAGUGCCACCGUCCCGUUCGUACACAGUGACUGGAAAUUCGAAGCUCGGCUACCCACAGACACGCAUCAUGAAGAUGAACUUUCCCGAGGAUCCGGCUGCGGUUGGACUUGGUGAGCAACUACGCAAGGGUGAAGCUGUCACCGUGACGGGAGCAUCCCAUCGACGAGGUCACCUAAUCGUAGAACACAACGGCAUUAGUCUGCAUGUGCCCUUCCAGUACAUGGAGCUGGUGAAGACGAUUGCUCCCGUACCGACCGGCGCUGGCAAUGCUCCUUCCGGGACCGCCGUUCCUCCACCUCCGACGGCCGCAGCGGUCAAUAUUUGA